AUGUCUUUCUCAGCCCUGGACUACCAACUUGGCGGCUUGGCGGGCUUGACAGGAGACGAAGUUCAAGGUGAAGCCACCGGCCUUCUCAAUACGAGCGCAGCGAUCUCAUCCAUGGUAAAUGAGCUUUCGGAGCUGCUAACCACCCCGCCUUCACUGUAUCUUGACCUUGAAGGAGUUAACCUAUCACGUCAUGGAACUAUAUCGAUCCUGCAAAUCCAUGUCCGCACCACGGGCCAGAGCUACCUUGUCGAUGUGAAGACGCUCGGCGAAAUGGUAUUCUCGACUCCAGGAAUACGUACACCCAACACACUGAACGAGAUUUUGGAGUCACCCUCUAUUGCGAAGGUUUUGUUUGAUCUCAAGGGAGUUCAAGACCUUCAGUUGAUGGAGCUUGCUACUCGUCCAGAAGGCCGCAGACAGUUUGUCAGCGGGUUGAAGAGCUGCAUCAGUAGAGAUUUACCCGUGACACCCAUGGAGAAGUCCGAGUGGAUGAAAACCAAGGAUGAUGGAAAGAAGCUUUUCGCUCCUGAGCAGGGCGGGAGCUACGAGUUGUUCAACCAAUGGCCACUCCCGGAGAGAAUCCGGGCAUACUGUGUUCAGGACGUACAUUAUCUGCCUCGCCUGUGGGAUCUGUAUGAUCACAAACUCACCGAGGCUUGGAGAGCGAAGGUACUAGAAGCCACAGAAGCCCGUGUAGCACAGUCUCAAGCUCCUGAUUACAUCGGGCAGGGGAAACACAAGAUGCUAGCUCCAGCGGGAUGGGCAUCUUGUUGA
Xylaria bambusicola is the source of this 774-nucleotide messenger RNA. Its product is annotated as ribonuclease H-like protein. Lineage: Eukaryota; Fungi; Ascomycota; Sordariomycetes; Xylariales; Xylariaceae. The record is from RefSeq and is a predicted model, not a curated record. The coding region runs from base 1 to 774 and encodes 257 amino acids. The transcript is spliced from 2 exons. Gene Ontology annotation, molecular function: nucleic acid binding.